UAUAAAUCUCUAGUAUUUUCAUGUUGUACGCUAUAUAAAAUAUGUUUAUUAGUUAAUUUACAAUUUAAUGCAUCACUAUUUAUUUAAUUUGUCCAAAGUUAUACGCCAUUGUAUUAUUCAACAUUUACCCCAGUGUUGAAUUUAGAGAAAAAUGUUGGACGAAGAAUCAAGAAAUAUAUUUUUGCAAAACUUGGAUGAAUUUAUUCUGGAUGAAGAAAAGAUCGUUACUGCACGAUGGUUGUCUAAAACUCUCAAUAUAAACUAUAAAGAUUCCACUGCUGUUCUCACUACAUGGAUAGAAAAGAAAAAAGAUGCAGAAAAUUUAUUAACAACGUAUGCAAUAUCAGGAAAGAAAGAAGAUGGGUCUCUAAUAGUGACAGUGUUACGUGAUUAUGCAGUUGAUGAUUUUGUACAAAAUUUAACUGAUGUUUCCAAAUCAGUUUAUAGUGCUCAGAAAGGGGUCUUGAAAAAUAUACAAUUAUUAGCAGCUGCAAAUGAAAAUUAUUCUCCUUGUUUAGGUGGCAUAAUAGGCCCUACUAUAGACAGAAAAAUAACUCCUUCUAUUGCUCAAGAAGCAAUAACCGCGGAUGUGAAACCUGACGUUUUAGUACCAAAGUUAGAAAAGCAAAGUCAAAGCACAAAUGCAUCAAACAACCUUAAGAAGGAGCCUGAGAGUUUAUCAUCAUCACAAAAGCCUUUAAAGAACAAAGAGAUUUCAAAAGGUGGAAUAGCAAAUUUCUUCAACAAACAAAGUGCAACAAGUGCAAAAAGUACUAAUAAUGUAACUAAAAAAGGAGAGACUAAAUCAAUUAAUAAUUUUUUCAAAAAAACUAGUCCUAAGAGUUCAACUGCUACAGCGGAAGAUAAUUCAAACAAAGUUACUUCUGAAAGUGUAGCAGAAAGUACUGUAGUUAAAACAGAAAUUAAAACCGAAGAAAAUUUAAGCAAAAAUGAAUGUAUUUCAAAUGAUGAUGUGGGAAGCAAUGUGGAUGAUGAUGUCAUACCGGGUACUCCACAACCUGAGACUAAACUUAGCACUCUAAACAAAAUUGUGAAUAAGAAAAAAUCUAAACGAGCAAGAGAAAAUUCUGAUGAAGAUAAUUUAAAGAAGAGAAGAAAAAGAGUUUACGUUCAAAGUGAUUCUAGUGAUGAUGAUAUUUUUGGCAAUGAAUCUGAAGAUGAAAAAAUGGAGCAGGAACCUGCAGCAGAAAGUAAUUUGGAUAAACCUGUAGGGAAAAAUAUUGUUGAAGAACUUGCAAAUACCAAUACACUUAAUAAGAAGAAAAAGAAAAUUGUAGAUAAAAUGUAUACGGAUGAAGAUGGAUUUAUAAUCACUUGUAAAGAAGUUGAAGAAUGCAGUGCAUCUGAAGAGGAGGAAGAACCUCCAGCAAAAAAGGCAGCGCCAUCCCCACCAAAACCAAUGCCCAAGAAGAUAAACCCGGGAACAAAACAAGCAAACUUAAUGAGCUUUUUCAAAAAGAAGUAG
Molecule: messenger RNA, 1486 nt
Organism: Ctenocephalides felis (cat flea)
Lineage: Eukaryota; Metazoa; Arthropoda; Insecta; Siphonaptera; Pulicidae
Gene: PolD3
Product: DNA polymerase delta subunit 3
Exons: 8
Coding region: 152-1486 (444 amino acids)
Biological process (GO): DNA strand elongation involved in DNA replication; DNA replication; DNA synthesis involved in UV-damage excision repair
Cellular component (GO): nucleus; delta DNA polymerase complex
Molecular function (GO): DNA-directed DNA polymerase activity
Source: RefSeq, a predicted model, not a curated record